This is a messenger RNA of Aspergillus fumigatus Af293, 1080 nucleotides long. Its product is annotated as putative oxidoreductase 2-nitropropane dioxygenase family. Gene Ontology annotation, molecular function: nitronate monooxygenase activity. The record is from RefSeq and is a predicted model, not a curated record. Lineage: Eukaryota; Fungi; Ascomycota; Eurotiomycetes; Eurotiales; Aspergillaceae.
AUGUCUCCACUCAUUACAACCAUCUCGCGUUCAUAUCCAUGGAUGAAAACGCCAUUGAUCGUCAGUGCCCCGAUGCGGGUCACGUCCGGCCCCACCCUGGCUGUUGCAGUCUCCCGCGCAGGCGGGCUAGGAUUCAUCGGGCCGGGCGUCAAGACUCAGGAUAUCAGCUCCGAUCUCCAAACAGCAUCAAGCCUGAUAGAAUCGCUGUCUGCAUCCCAGUCUCAACCAUCGGCACUACAAAACCAACCCAUUCUCCCCGUGGGCAUCGGCUUCCAACUGUGGAGCGACGACCUCGAAGUCGCCAUCUCCACCAUAAGCAAAUACAAGCCCUGCGCCGCCUGGCUCUUCGCCCCCCGCCACGGACAAAAAGACCUAGAUACCUGGUCCCGGCGGAUCCGGCAUGCAUCCCCAUCCACGCGCAUCUGGAUCCAGAUCGGCACGCUCGCCGAAGCCAGGGAGCUCGCACAGGGGAGUGAAGAACCCGACGUGAUUGUCGUGCAGGGGGCAGAAGCCGGCGGACACGGGCGGGCCAAUGACGGUCUGGGGGUUAUGGCCCUCCUCCCCGAGAUGAUGGACUGUCUUCCCGCGCAUAUCCCUGUGUUUGCAGCUGGGGGAAUCGCGGACGGGCGUGGCGCGGCGGCGGCACUCUGCCUUGGGGCCACGGGGGUGGUGAUGGGCACGCGGUUCCUUGCCGCGACGGAGGCGAGGAUUAGUCCUGGUUACCAGCGGGAGAUUGUGCGGGCCAGUAAUGGGGCGGUCUCGACGACACGGACGUUGCUGUACAACCGGCUUCGGGGCACGGUGGGCUGGCCGGAGGAGUACAGUCCUCGGACGAUUAUCAACAAGUCGUUCAUCGAGCAUCAGGCGGGUCGGCCGUUUGAAGAGCUGAAGGCGCUUCAUGAUGAGGCUCUCAAGGCGGGGGAUGCUGGGUGGGGGCCGGAGGGUAGACUGGCGACGUAUGCUGGGGCUGCCAUUGGGCUGAUUCAUGAUGUGAAGGACGCGGAGACGAUUGUCCGGGAUGUGCAAGAAGAAGUUUUACAGAGGCUUUCGAAUGUGCAGAAGGCUAAUUCGGCGCAGUAG